Messenger RNA from Dendroctonus ponderosae (mountain pine beetle), 825 nucleotides. Its product is annotated as gem-associated protein 2. The record is from RefSeq and is a predicted model, not a curated record. Gene Ontology annotation, cellular component: spliceosomal complex; SMN complex; nucleus. The coding region runs from base 94 to 795 and encodes 233 amino acids. Gene Ontology annotation, biological process: spliceosomal complex assembly; spliceosomal snRNP assembly. The transcript is spliced from 4 exons. NCBI's taxonomy places the organism in Eukaryota, Metazoa, Arthropoda, Insecta, Coleoptera, Curculionidae.
GUUGAGGUUAAGACCAGAAAAUCUACAUCUAGUUUUCGAGAAGGGAGCGCAAACACUGUCAAUUAAGAACGCCAAAUACUAUUUGCAUAGGUAAUGGCGACAUCGGAAAGCAGUGACGAUGAGUGUGGGGUAAUGCGAAAGGCCCUCGACGUUAGUUUGCCAGAUGAUUUCGAUCCAGAGUCAAUUCCACAAACAGGUGAAGAAUACCUUCAUCAUGUAAUCUAUGAGAGAACAAACAAGUGCAGAAAAUGGGUAACGGCUGAAGGAGAUUUCACCAAGUAUAAGAAAAACCAGACUGUCCACGUAACAAUUGAGACUGAAUCACCGAAAGCCCUAGAAAAGUUUUGCCCUUCAAAAAGCUGGCAAGACAAUGCGCUACAAGAUUACAUACAGCUAAGAACAUUCCUAAGCAACACCCAGCAGCCAAAUCCGACUGACCAAAGUAUUUGCAAGAAAUCAUUUUGGAAAAGUAUUGAAAAGACGCGGCCCAGUUUUUCGGAAAUUACUCAAUAUUCCCAGGCAGCUAAAAUAUUAAUGUUGGCAGAAAUCACCAAAUAUCUUGAGAAUGUCAGAAUAGUAUCUGAAACUGUCGGAGUCUGGAUUUAUGCAAUAUUAGCCCUUCUGGAAAAGCCCCUGUCCCCAGAUUGCUGUUAUAAGCUGCGACAGUUUGCAAAGAAAUGCAUUGAACUAAGAGCUGCUUUAAAAGAGGAAGAUGAGGUAUCUCUAGCGAAUCCAUUGAAUUUGUUCGUUUGUGUAAUAGCGCGGUUUUUUAACCAGCUGGAUUUAGCUGAUUAAUUCGCCAGAAAUACACUUUGUCUCGAAUAA